UGCUGUUUAUUUCUAUUCACAGCUGUUAAUUGGAAAUUACAUAAAAUGGUACAAACUUAGCUCAUAAUUUUUAAAAACAUUCGUAAAAGUCUAUCAUCUAUCCCCAAAUUCCAUAUAUCCGUAAAUCGCAAAUUUAUCUGUACGAUGUCGUCGCCUAAAACUCAAACCAUUCCCGCACCAAAGGCAAGUUCCGUGAUCUUGGCGGGGCUUGGAGUGGCUGCUGUGGGCUUCGCCGGCAAGCACCUGCUGCGUCGCAUGCCCCAGAUGACCACCAAGUUCAACGAGGCGCUCAAAAACUUGCCCAAGUUCGACGCGGAGAGCAUGGCGGCGUCCAAGUACUACAAGGGCGGCUUCGAUCCUAAAAUGAACAAACGAGAAGCGGCGCUCAUUCUGGGUGUUAGUCCAAGUGCUUCCAAGUUGAAGAUCAAGGAUGCUCAUAAGAAGAUCAUGUUGCUUAACCAUCCGGAUCGAGGGGGUUCACCCUACUUGGCGGCCAAAAUCAACGAAGCCAAGGACUUUCUGGACAAAGCUAAAUAGAGUCGGGAAUAUAUCCCCCCCUUCGAGUGUAAAUAAACUAGUUGUUAGCAUGUAAGGUCACUUUUGUAGUGUUUUAUUAAAGGGAACAAUGUUUGCCGUCUACGAA
Molecule: messenger RNA, 643 nt
Organism: Drosophila bipectinata
Lineage: Eukaryota; Metazoa; Arthropoda; Insecta; Diptera; Drosophilidae
Product: mitochondrial import inner membrane translocase subunit TIM14
Biological process (GO): protein import into mitochondrial matrix
Cellular component (GO): PAM complex, Tim23 associated import motor
Molecular function (GO): ATPase activator activity
Source: RefSeq, a predicted model, not a curated record